CCAAAAUUCGCCAUUUCUUUUAUGGCAACAUUCAUGUUUUUGAACUUUUUGACAUCUUCAUUCAUAAACGUCAUUCUUUUUGUCUUGCUUGUUGUAGCCACCGGUGAAGUUGUGGUUAUACAAACAUGGGUAAGGGUAAUAAUAUGAUACCCAAUGGCCAUUUCCAUAAGGAUUGGCAAAGAUUUGUGAAGACAUGGUUUAAUCAACCUGCUAGAAGACACCGCAGAAAGCAGAACAGAAUCAAGAAAGCUAAGGCUAUAGCACCACGACCAGCCGCUGGACCCCUGCGCCCGGUUGUUCGUUGCCCCACUAUCCGCUAUCACACUAAGGUUCGCGCUGGUCGUGGUUUCACUCUGCGAGAGAUAAGGGCAGCUGGUCUUAACCCUGCAUUUGCUAGAACGGUUGGUAUUGCUGUGGACCCUCGCCGCCGCAACAAGUCUGUCGAAUCCCUGCAGACCAAUGUUCAGAGACUGAAGGAGUAUCGUGCCAGACUCAUUCUCUUCCCCAAGGGCAAGAAGGUCCUGAAGGGUGAAGCCAAUGAGGAAGAACGCAAAUUGGCCACACAGCUCCGUGGUCCACUCAUGCCUGUCCAGCAGCCAGCACCCAAAUCCAUUGCCCGUGCUAUCACUGAUGAAGAGAAAGACUUCAAGGCUUAUCAAUACCUCCGAGGAGCUCGUUCCAUUGCUAAGCUUGUUGGCAUCCGAGCAAAGAGAUUGAAAGAUGCUGCUGAAAACCCAGAUGAUGUCACUAAGGCACCCACAGCAGUGAAGGAGCCUAAGGCUAAGAAGUGAAUUGAAAUUAAUAUUUACAAAUAGA
Pectinophora gossypiella (pink bollworm) is the source of this 816-nucleotide messenger RNA. It is a transcript of the gene RpL13, whose product is annotated as 60S ribosomal protein L13. The record is from RefSeq and is a predicted model, not a curated record. Bases 126 to 791 code for a protein of 221 amino acids. The transcript is spliced from 5 exons. Gene Ontology annotation, cellular component: cytosolic large ribosomal subunit; ribosome. Gene Ontology annotation, biological process: translation. Gene Ontology annotation, molecular function: structural constituent of ribosome; RNA binding. NCBI's taxonomy places the organism in Eukaryota, Metazoa, Arthropoda, Insecta, Lepidoptera, Gelechiidae.